CGGGUAGAAAUAACUGAUAAAUAUAAUCAAUCCGAAGAAACUUUGACGAGACUUCGUGAUGAACAUGAAAAAGAACUUUCCAUUAAGAAUUCAGAAAAGUUAGACCUUGAAAAUCAACUCCGAGACAUUUGCGAAAAUUAUAAAAAAUGCGAAGAAGCUUUGACCAAACUUCGUGAUGAAAAAGAAGAUAAUUCCAAAAAGUAUCAAAAGCUGCAAAAAGAAAUUUUUGAACUCAAAGAAGAGCUCAAACUUCGUGAUGAACAUGAAAGAGAAUGUUCACAAACGUAUUCAAUGCUGCUUAAAGAAAAAAUUAAAAUCGAAGACAAUCUCAAAGACAUUAACGAAAAAUAUAAACAAUCCGAAGAAAAUUUGACGAGACUUCGUGAUGAACAUGAAAAAGAAUGUUCCAAUAAGAAUUCUGAAAACUUUAAACUUGAAGAACAGCUCAAUUACAUAAGCGAAAAGUCCGAAGAAAUUUUGACGAGUCUUCGUGGUGAACAUGAAAAGAAUAAAAUGAUGCAAAUAAAAAAUUCCGAACUCAAUGAACAGCUUAGAGAAAUUUCCGAAAAACAUCAACGAUCCGAAAAUAAUUUGACAAUGCUUCGUGGCGAACAAGAUGAAUAUUCUAAUAAGAUGCAAAAAGAAAUUUCUGAACUCAAAGAAGAGCUCAAACUUCGUGAUGAACAUGACAGAGCAUGUUCCAAAAC
Messenger RNA from Funneliformis geosporum, 707 nucleotides. The record is from the annotation of a GenBank genome assembly. NCBI's taxonomy places the organism in Eukaryota, Fungi, Glomeromycota, Glomeromycetes, Glomerales, Glomeraceae.